CUGACCUUGCACAACACAGCUUGACGUUUCUGUUUUUCUUGUUUAGAAAACACACACAACACUUGUUCCUUGCCACCGAGCGCGUUCUGUGUUCAACGACGAAUAUUCUUUCGACUUUCUGCUAGAACAAUCUACCGCAGCACCGCUCCACAAUAAUGGCCGCUUCUCUGCUGCUGAGGAACGCAUGCCGCCGUACAUUGCUGCAGGGCUACGGAACUAAUCCCGCCCUUCCGCUGAUGGCAGCACGCACCAUCGUACUGAAGCCAGUGCCAGCGGACGUCCGUCCCGGGGAAUCGCACGACGACCGGAAUGCACGUCUGAAGCGACCACAGUCACCGCAUCUGACCAUCUACAGCUUCCAGCUGACCAGCAUGCUUUCGAUUACGCAUCGUUUCACCGGGCUGGCCCUGACCGGUUACAUUACCGCCCUGGGUCUGGGAGCGUUGGCCAUGCCACACGACGCCACACACUACCUGACGAUGCUGGAAGGACUCAGUGCGCCGACCCUGAUUGCGCUCAAGUUCACGCUCGCGUACCCGUUCGCGUACCACACGGUUAAUGGUGUGCGCCAUCUGUUCUGGGAUAUGGGCAAGUUCCUGACGAUCAAGGAGGUGUACACCACCGGUUACACGAUGCUGGGCGUUUCCGGCGUGCUGGCGGGACUGUUGACGGCGCUGUAAAAUCCAGGACUCCCGAACGGAUCUGGCGCGCGCACGUGUAACAUACAAAACGAAUGUUGAAAAGGUAACGAAUAGGAGAGCACUUUCGAAAUCCUGCUAAUUUAUUGAAAACCCUUGCAGUAGUAGUUGAGGCAACAUCAUUGUCGAAACAAUAAACCAAAUUGACAGACACAAACAAACCUUGCGGUCGAUGUCGUUAUAAAAGAAUUAGUAAGCAUUAUCAUCCUUUUUCCAUUUGGCAUCCCAAGAGAUCGUUCAGUUGUUAACAAAAUAAAUGUUACAAUCUUCACAGUA
This is a messenger RNA of Anopheles stephensi (Asian malaria mosquito), 974 nucleotides long. Its product is annotated as succinate dehydrogenase cytochrome b560 subunit, mitochondrial-like. Gene Ontology annotation, cellular component: membrane. Gene Ontology annotation, molecular function: succinate dehydrogenase activity; electron transfer activity. The transcript has 2 exons. The record is from RefSeq and is a predicted model, not a curated record. Gene Ontology annotation, biological process: mitochondrial electron transport, succinate to ubiquinone; tricarboxylic acid cycle. Bases 156 to 680 code for a protein of 174 amino acids. Lineage: Eukaryota; Metazoa; Arthropoda; Insecta; Diptera; Culicidae.